AUGCCAACAACAAUUGGUCAAAAUCCUUUAAUUCUAUCAGUAACAUGCAGAAAUUACGGUAAAGUAUUACUACGAGGUCAAUUAGAUGAUUGUGUUCCGGAAAAUUUUCGCUGCUUUCUAAGAAAUCCAAUUGUUGUUAAUUUGACUGAACUUGUCUGUAUUAUGGAUGGUGAAAAUGCUGCAAACAAACCGCCAUUGGUGUCAUGUAUUGUGACCGGAAAUGUCCCGUUAAUGAAGGAAAAAUGUUCGGAGGAAGGAGAUUGUCAUUCGGUAACGGUAUCUUGUCCAAUUGCAAAAAAAAUGGAUGAUGGUAUCAUUAGUGAUAACGAUGUAGUAGAACAAGAAGAGAAUAUUAUCACUGAAAAAGCAUUACCCCAUCCUCCACUACAAUCAAUUUCUACACCAGAAGGUUAG
This is a messenger RNA of Loa loa (African eye worm), 414 nucleotides long. RefSeq lists its product as hypothetical. Lineage: Eukaryota; Metazoa; Nematoda; Chromadorea; Rhabditida; Onchocercidae. The record is from RefSeq and is a predicted model, not a curated record. The transcript is spliced from 2 exons. Bases 1 to 414 code for a protein of 137 amino acids.